This is a messenger RNA of Odontomachus brunneus, 4229 nucleotides long. RefSeq lists its product as uncharacterized. The record is from RefSeq and is a predicted model, not a curated record. The coding region runs from base 153 to 3920 and encodes 1255 amino acids. NCBI's taxonomy places the organism in Eukaryota, Metazoa, Arthropoda, Insecta, Hymenoptera, Formicidae. The transcript is spliced from 11 exons.
CGUUUGGAUUCCUUUCACUCUGCUGGGGGUAUUCUUACAUAUAUAAGUUCUCGUUCAGGAUCUUCUUGGCAAUGAAUCGAUAACCGGUGUCAUAGUGUACAAGAGGCAACCGGUAAAGCAACACCUCGCCGGUCUCUGUCGAGAUAACCAAAAUGUUGAGUGGCGUUUUGAAAUAUUCUCUGGCUGUUCUUCUCACGUGUACGUUCCUCGUUGGCUCAGGUGCACGUGCAACCAACAAUGCAGGUAGCAGUAGUGCCUUUAGCAGCGUAUCAGCUAGUGCAUAUGCUGGAGCCGAUACUGAUGUAUCUGCAUUAAGUGGCGCGAAUGCGUUUACAACAACAGGACAUUUUCCUACUGCACACGAAAGACAUAAAGGAAUUCGUAGUUAUGACAAUACUAAUUUUCCUCAAGACAACGAUGCUAAUCGUGAUGUAAAAUCUCUCGGUCGCGGAACGAAAAGCGGUAGUCAAAACUAUAAUAAGGACAAUGAUGGCUGUUCUAAAUGCAAAUGGGAGAAUGACGACUACUGGGAACGAGACGAACCCGAAGAAGAAGGGAAUGAGAACAAUGGAGACGAAUGCGAUGAUGACGAUGGCCAAUACAGGCCUGAUAAAACGCAUCAUCAUGGUGGAAGUAGAUCUAAAGAACAUGUAUCUGAAUUUCAUCCACUCGGAGUACAUAAGACAGGACCCACAGGCAUAUACGGCGAUAAUGUCAAAGAAGGAGUUAAACCUGAUGGUUUUGGAGUUACCAAUUUUCCGGGGAGCAUCGGAUACGCAGGGUUAACUAGUAGUUACGCAUCAACACCAAGACCUGGAUCUAUCUGGAACACUCCGUUUGCUAGUACAUCGAAGCCAGGAUACAGCGGCGUAACUGUAAAUACUUUCAUGACAACGCCAAUUUAUAGGCUAGGAACUGGUUGGAACAAAGGAACAACAUCGACUGGCUAUAGGUCCACACCGAAGUCUGCUGGGGAUGGCAGACAUGACGACACGUUUGCUGGAAAUAUCGGAACGACACCAAGUCCAACAUGGAACAUUGGAUUUAGCAGUAACCCAACGGUAACAGGUUUUCCUUCCUCGCAAAAGCCCGGAUUAAAUUGGAAUGUUGGUCAUGAUAACACGCCUGCUGGAAGCUACGAACGUACGCCGAAACCUGAAACAAGCUGGAAUAUUGGAAUUGGUGCUCCAACUAGUAGCUUUCCUGCUUCACAGAAGUCUGGAACAUCUUGGGCUAGUGGACACGAUAAUAUACCUAUCGGGGGCUAUGGAACGACAUUAAGACCUGGAAAAGGAUGGGAUACUAGAUUCCCUUAUAUUUCAACAACAGGAUCUCCUUUCUUACGAAGACCUGCGUCAGAUUGGAAUCCUAAUCAUAGUAAUAUACCUGCUGAAAGUUUCGGUACAACACCGAAACCUGGAUCAAGUUGGAACGUGAGACCUGGUGCUCCAACUACAGGAUUUUCUUCCUCGCAGAAACCUAUGCCGAAUAGGAACGUGGGUCACGAUAAUAAACCUGCUCAAAGUUUCGAGACUACACCGAAACCUGAAUCAAGCUGGAACACUGAAUUUGGUGCUCCAGCUUCUUCAUCGCAAAAACCCGUAACAUCUUGGAGCACUGGACGUGAUGGCGUGUCUAUUGGAAGCUCCGUAUCAACAGUCAAUCUUGGACGAAAUCAGAACACUGGAUUUGACGGCAAAUCUGGAUCAAGUUGGAGUACGAAUCAAGGAACAAUGUUAGUUAGUACAUCUAGUUGUACUCGACCUGAUACGAGUUGUAAUCAAGGAAACCAUGGUCCCGUAAAAAUAGGUGCGACACCUUUCGACAGUAGUUUAGUGAAAAAUGAUAAAUCUCCGAGUAGUAUUUCCCCCGCGACAUCAUAUGAAGGAAGCGGUACGAUUUCUCCAAGUAGUCUUAAAAGUCCAAGUGGAAAUCAAAAUAGAUUUUAUGGGCAAUUUGGAGCAACAAGUAUUAGCGGUGCUCACGCUGAAGCAGGUGUAACAUCUAAUUUUGGAAGCAUACCCCAUGGUAGGAUACCCAUACAAUCUCAGGCUUCAUACGGUAAUAGCGGCGCUCAUGCAGGAGCAGAAGCUUAUGGUGAUACAUUUAAUUCUGGAAAGCCAUUGGAAUCUCCAGCUGAAGACAGCAUUUAUGGACAUUCAGGAGCCCUUAAACCAAGUUAUGGAACUGAAACUAGUACUACUACCGUUUCUUUGUUAAGUACUGGAACCAGAAGUAAUAUCUGGCCCGCUAGUAUUCCAUCGAUACCCGCGGGAAGUUCAAGUUAUUCUGGCGUUAAGGGCUCUUUUGGAAGCACCAGACCUAUUUAUGGAAAUGGUCCUCUUGGUACGCAGCCUGACAACAGAAUUGUAACUAGACCUGGCAAACAAUCUGGUGGUGAAAAUGCACCUUGGCUCAGCAAACAACCGGAAAGUAGUAUUACACCUGGCGGUCAUCAUUCCCUUUUGCCUACUCAACAACCUGGAGGCGCAAGUAAAACUUGGCCAAGUGGACAAGUUGGGCACGAUAACAGACCUAGUUGCUCAAGUGGAAGCUGCGAAGGUUCUACUGGUCCAUUCAGUGGAAGCAGUAGUUGUGAAGGAAAUUAUAAUUGUAACGGUGGUUGCAAUGGAAGAAAUAACAAUGCACCCACAAUACAUGGACCAUGUAGUGGAGUAAUAAAUGGACCUAGUGGUGUUAAUAAAACGUAUUAUCCCGCUGGAACUGGCGAUGGUAAUGUUCCGAGUAUUGCAAAUACAUAUAAAUCAGGUUUAUCUUCUAAUAUUGGUAACGGGCCUUACCUUGGAGUUAAUAUUGAGUGUGGAAGAGGAGACAAUUCAUGUAAUCAAGGAGGCGCAGAUGUAACACCAGAAAAUCCUGUUCAAUGGAAUUCCGCAAAUCCAUUUUUAUAUGGACCUGUAGGCAGUAUCUUUAAUGAUGCUUCACGUCCUUUGAGCGGAACAACACCUAAACCAAUUGGCAAAGGAAAUCCGUUCCUGGACUCCAGUUGGAAUACUCCUAAGGCUAGCGAUAAUAAUGCAAACAAUGACAGAAAUGUGAUUCAUCCUGGGCAAGAAAAUACUAAACCAUUUAACAAAGAAAAUCCUUUUCUGAACAAUAACAAGAGAAGAGGAGAUAUCGAAAUUAAUACCGAUGAACAAGUGAUUCCACUCGGAGGAAGGAAACCCGAGGGAAAUAAUCUUUUUGGUACAUCUUUCGGUAGUGCAAGCAGUGCUUCGAGUGGUCUAUCGUAUAAUAAACAAUCUACUUCUGGAUCGGGAUUACCAAGUAAUGAUUACGGAAAUAUAAAGAGUAGUCUGCAUCCUGGCAGAGUUUCUCCGCAAGGCGGGCAUAGCAAUAUACAUGAUUCUCAGGGUACUGGACCAUUACAAUGUAAAUUGGGUCUUUUUGGUUGUGGAACAUCUGGUAGCGGAAGCUAUGCAGCUACAAGAAGUGAUAAGCAUCCGGGAGGAGUACACGGAGGAAUUGAUGGAAAUAUUGGAGUUAGUAUUGGAGGUCCAGGAAGUGUUAAUAGUGGUCCCGGUGAGCUCGGAAGUUCUAGAACUGGGAUCGCUCCUGCAUUCGGCAAUUAUGGAGGCGAACUUAGUAUCGAUGCAGGACAUUCUGGGUCAGCAGGAAAUAAUUUGGCAGGGUCCGUUAGUGGUGCUCAUGCUGGAGCUUAUGCUGGAUCCUUUAGCAGCGCUCAAGCUUCUAGUUCCAGUUUUGCCAACGCUAAAUCCUUAUUUUUCUCUGGUACAGGAGGACAUGACAAUAAUUUUGGCAACAGCGGAAGUUGGUCUUCCAGUGGAGCGCAGAAUCAAGGCGAACCCAAUUCCUGGACUUCCAAUGGUGCCUCUGCAUUUGCCAGUAGUAGUGCAAGAAGUUGGUCAGGAAGUCAUCCUGUCGAUGUAAAGGGUUAAUUCAAGUACUGAUGAACAUUUCAAUCAGAAUAUGAAUAUUAAGCAGAACAGAAUACAUGCAGAUGACGACAUAAUUGCAAAAUAUAAUAUACAUUUAGUUGGCGCUACCAAUCGCUACUUAAUAUUUGAAACACAUAAUUUUCUUAUAUGCUUUAUAUAUAAAAAUUUUAUAUUUAUUACAGAAAUCUCAUUCAUUUAGUAUGAUUGCGAUACGACUAUGGACAGACAAAAUUUUUCCACUGUAUGUACACUGCCCAUCAGUACGCUUACUCUGAUUGAUUAAUAGAAAGUAAACAAGCUUCUUAGAAC